Gossypium raimondii (Peruvian cotton) is the source of this 1272-nucleotide messenger RNA. RefSeq names its product plastid division protein PDV2. NCBI's taxonomy places the organism in Eukaryota, Viridiplantae, Streptophyta, Magnoliopsida, Malvales, Malvaceae. Gene Ontology annotation, biological process: chloroplast fission. The record is from RefSeq and is a predicted model, not a curated record. The coding region runs from base 261 to 1178 and encodes 305 amino acids. The transcript has 2 exons.
CUGCACCCCCAACAGAAAAAAAGAAAAAAGAAAAGAAAAAUUAAAUGAAAGGACCCUGGUCUAAGCAUGGAAAAGAUGAGAUUCUUCUCUCCCUCCAUUUUCAGACCCCCUUUGGUCUCUUAACAACCAAAGCCCAUUUUCCUCUCAGUUUUUUUUUCUUUUUCCUUUUAUUUGUGAUUUAAAUUCAACUCAUUUUACUACUACUAGCAACAGGAAAACAGGUGAGAAAAAAAAGGGGGGAGAGUGAGGAAGGGAAAGAAAUGGAAGAAGAGGGAGUAGGGUUAGCAUUAGCAAGAGCUACAGAGCUGAGAUUGAAAAUCAGCAACUGCAUCACAAAAGCCACCUCCGGAAACCCUGUUUCUCCCUACAAACAAAGCCAAGAAGGAAAACAAACUGAUAAAAAUGCUAGCUUGAAUGGAGACAAACCCCAUCAAACUCUCGGUGGAACUGAUGAUGAAGAAGAAGCAGAAGAAACUACCGAGAGACUUUUGGAUAUUCGAGAUGCCCUUGAAUCACUUGAAUCCCAGCUCCUUGCUUUACAGAAUCUGCAACAUCAGCAGAGUUAUGAGAAGGAAGUUGCCCUUGCUGAGAUUGAUUAUAGCCGGAGGGUGGUCUUGGAGAAGCUCAAAGAAUAUCAAGGGAAGGACAUGGAAGUGAUUCUCGAGGCUUCUGCUUUUGUUAGUAAAACAGUGGAGAACAACAGUGAUCUCCUCCUUCCCCCAUAUCCAAGUCGCCUCCCACGAUCCUUGGUUUUGGAUAAUGGCUCAUUGUCACACUUACAGUCAACAUACAAGUCUUCCCCAAAUGGGGUUUCCAUCAGUGACCCAACAAAUGAAGCAAAGAACCCAAAACAACAUCAAGAUGAAUCCAAAAGCUUGAGGAAAGGAUUUGGCUACAUCAUAGGUUCAGCUGUGAAGAUGGUGCUUCCACUUGUUGGUGUAAUAUACAUAUUAAGCCUGUCCAAUUUUGUGCCGAAUCUCGGGAAAGGCAACCGUGUCAAGGUUUUUGGCACAAGUCAGCAACGUGCAACUGAAGAGAAGAAUUCCAGUGAUCCAUGUCCACCUGGGAAAAUUCUGGUAAUGGAGAAUGGGGAAGCUCGAUGCUUGGUGAAAGAGAGGAUUGAAGUACCAUUUGAGUCCAUUGUUUCCAAGCCAGAUGUAAAUUAUGGGUGCGGUUGAUUUGAUAUCACUUCCUAAUGUGUUGAUAACUUUACUUUUAUUGCUAAAUUAGUUGCAAUGAAGUUUUACUUGGGUGGUUUUUCAUAGUUCUAAA